Messenger RNA from Lasiodiplodia theobromae, 1539 nucleotides. RefSeq names its product Hexokinase i. The coding region runs from base 1 to 1539 and encodes 512 amino acids. The record is from RefSeq and is a predicted model, not a curated record. Lineage: Eukaryota; Fungi; Ascomycota; Dothideomycetes; Botryosphaeriales; Botryosphaeriaceae. Gene Ontology annotation, biological process: intracellular glucose homeostasis; glycolytic process; glucose 6-phosphate metabolic process. Gene Ontology annotation, cellular component: cytosol; mitochondrion. Gene Ontology annotation, molecular function: fructokinase activity; mannokinase activity; glucokinase activity. The transcript has 4 exons.
AUGUUUGACCUCUGGUCUUCUCUCCUGGCCGCUGUUGACAUGCUUCCCUCGCUGGUCCACACCGUCUGCAGCCCGCCGCCCUCCAAGCAUGGCCUGCACAAUGUCGUCCGCGCCUGCGACCUGACCAUGGACGACUUCCUGCGCGAUGUCCAGCGCCAGUUUGAGGCCCCGCUGCACCCGGACAGACUGCUGGCCAUGUCUGCCCGCCUGCAGGCCGACUUCCAGAAGAAGCUGCACCACAGCGACAUGUGCAUGCUGCCCUCCUACAACCACACGCUGCCCACCGGCUUCGAGCGCGGCACCUACCUGGCUCUGGACGUCGGCGGCUCCACCUUCCGCGCUGCUCUGGUCGAGCUGAGCGGCAAGGAGAGCGGCGCCAACUGCAUGCAAAUCGCCAAGAUGUGUCUCUUCACCAUCAACGACUCGGUGCGCGCCCUCGAGGGCGGCGCCUUCUUCGACUGGAUGGCCGAGCGCAUCGCACACAUGCUCGCAGAUCCCGACGUGAGCGCGAAGCUGGGCCCGGACACGCUGCCAAUGGGCCUGUCGUGGUCUUUCCCCGUUGAACAAACCUCGAUCCGCACCGGCAUUCUGCUGGACAUGGGCAAGGGCUUCCGUGCCACCAACGGCGUGCACAGGAAGGACCUUGGCGAUCUGAUCAUGCAGGCCUGCCAGCGAAGGGGUCUCGACGUCCGCCUGGAUGCCAUCGUGAACGACUCGUCAGCAACUCUCCUGUCGCGUGCCUACCGCGACGACACCACUCGCCUGGCCCUGAUCCUGGGCACCGGCUUCAACGCAUCUGUCCAUUUGCCCGUCACUGCCCUGUCGCGCCAGAAGUUUGGCACCAGACCGCAGGAAUGGCACGACCAGGCCGAGCGCGUGCUUGUCAACACCGAGCUCAGCAUGUUCGGCAAGAACAUCCUCCCCCUCAGCCGCUGGGAUGAGUCUCUCAACAAGAACCACGAAAGACCCGACUUCCAGCCCUACGAGCACCUGAUCAGCGGUCGCUAUCUUGGAGAGAUUGUCCGUCUUGUCCUGCUUGAGGCAAUCCAAACCGCCGGCCUGUUUGGCGGCGAGGUCCCUGAGCGUUUCAUGGAGCGCUACAGCUUCGACACUGGCAUCAUGGCGGUAAUUGAAGACGACAACACUCCGACUCUGUCCAAGGCCUGCACUGUUCUCCAGGCACAUCACCCCCUGACUACGCCCCCCACCUACACCGACAUAUACUACGUCCGCCAGGUCUGCCAACUCGUCUCUCGUCGCGCUGCAGCCUACCUUGCAACUGGCAUCCACGCCUUGUGGUCUCUGCGUAACAAAUCCGAGGGUCUCUCCGCCGCCGAAGCUGGCCACAUUACCAUUAGCUGCAACGGUUCUGUCAUCGAGAAGUACCCCUCGUUCAGGAAGACCGCUCAAGAUUUCAUCAACGACCUCACGAGUCUUUCCGGUGCAUCCUCCGGCGCGGUGGAUCUGGAAAUGGCCGUGGAGUCUUCAAUCUACGGUGCUGCUGUUGCAGUGUGCUGCCUGGAGGACCACCACUCGUAA